Molecule: messenger RNA, 9038 nt
Organism: Amoebophrya sp. A120
Lineage: Eukaryota; Dinophyceae; Syndiniales; Amoebophryaceae
Source: the annotation of a GenBank genome assembly
UUCGCCCCGGGAUUGGGUCGUGAAAAAGAAGACGCACUAUAGUAGGCUCCGUGGUCAUGAUGCGCAAUCAAACAUAAUUAGAAUUAGACUGGAAAUAAAUAAGCCUUCCAUCAUGGUCGUCGUUCGCAGAACCCAUAGCCGCCGAGGCGGAUCGCUUUCUUCGGCCGCGAGAUGCGCCGGGGCUUGUCACGAUGAUCUGCAAUGUCGUGGUCGACGGGUUCUUCAGUUGCUUGUGUGUCUGGUCGUGGUCCAGCAAGGCGCGGCAGAACCGGCCAGCAGUUGGAAUGGCAAAGGAAACAUCGUGAUCCCGGUUCACUUAUCAAAUGUAAAAAUGUCUGGGUCUGGAAGGAUGCGAACUUGUGAUGCGUGUUGCGGAUCAUACAAAAAUCUGUGUUGCAUGACUUGCAAAAGGUCCCCAUUUCUAGCCAUGCCGGGGGGGGAUUUCUCAUGCAGAAUAGGCAUCACCAAGGGGCUGCAGAACCUGUGAUGCUAGGCCCUGCAUUCGAGACUUGGCGGAGCUUGGAAAAACUGCAUGACAAAUCUCAGAAUCUUCCAGACCCAGACAUUUUUACAUUUGAUAUCACUUUGCGAAGGAGAAUAAAUCUUCUGGCGUUCUUUUCCACGGAACCGCACAAAGACCAAUACUACCGCAGGAGAGACAACAAGUAUCGGAGGAAAAGAACGUUGUGGCCGAUCUCCAUGAUCCCUCCCAUACCGCCUCCACCACGCUUUUACUCGACCAAGCCCGGCCGCUGGUCCAGGUGACGGUAUUGCAAGGAAAAAUCCACCCUCCCCAUAUUGAAAAAGUACCUCCUGAAAAUUUGUGAUGCAGAUUUGUGACCACAAAUCCUGUCUGUCUUGUGAGAAGGCAAAUCCAGGCUUUGUGCCACGCUAUGCAGGCGAUUUGUGAUGCUGUAAGGACUACAGGGCAGCCGUCUACCGUGCUAGGUGGCUACACCAAAAGGCACCUAGCCAGGCUUGCGAUCUGCGUGCAGUCCUCUACCGCAAGACAAAUCUGAGCUGUGUACGCCAAUCCAGGAUGACAGAUUUCCUUUUCGAUAUGGGGAGGGGGGAUUUUUCCUUUUGAUAGACGGUGGGCACCAACCAGAACCUCUCCCUCGUUCUGGACUCCCUGAGUCCGAGUGUGACGCUUUUCACGACGGAGAGCAAGGUGAACCAGUGCGGGGUGAAGGCGGAUGCGUGUUUCCAGUUCGCAGGCCGGGGAAAUGGCGUCGAGGAUGAGAACGACCAACAAGGGGUGCUGUGCCACUUGGAAAAAGACACAAUACCGUGCAGACCAGGUACUAUUUUAGUAGAGGACACUGUAUCUGGUACUGAACACCGGCUGGUGCUCUCCGUGAUGCGAAGUGCUGCAUGACACUCACGGUCUUGCAUGACAAAUUAACAGGUUCCGGUGUUUUUCUCUCCUGCAAGGAGCCGUUCCUGCCCCCGGACGCGUUUUUCACGGACUCCCACUACGGCGAAUCCUAGCCAUUGUGAAUAUUUGUCAGGGUGGUCCUCUGGAAAGUUGAAAUGCUUCUUUAAGCAGGGUACCUGUAGACGACAGUAUUUACUACACACAACACUGUCACAGAGUUUCUACUGCAUGGGUCUGCAGCGGUGCCGCUGUGCCCGGGGUCUGCAGCGGUGCCGCUGUGCCCGCAGCCCCGGUGCCUGCGUGCACGAGAAAUCGCGUUUGUUUUCCCUGGCGGACCUGCUCUUCCGCAACCUGCAUAUUAGACAAACACAAUUUAUUGCAGUCUUAUUACACUCGCAUUGUACAACUCUAUUUCCAGACCCAGAGACGUGUUUCCACGGGAUAAACCCAUAACCCUGCCCGUCGACGGCAACGACUUGACAACCACCAGCGCCGAGGGCAUUGCCGGGAAGUUUUCUCUCCGCGAGUCGGUUUUCACCAUCGCAAACGCGCCCAUGAGGUUUGUGAAGGGCUUGGACGUAGGUAGUAGUUCUGACACGGUUAGUAUGACAGGAAAAAAGUGUUACAGUAGUUACACAUUGUGUAGUUGCAAGACCGGCAACACAGACAACCUUUCUCAUGCAGGAAAGGCUUGGGAGCCUCGUUUCCUUCCUGUUUUCCCUUAUGAUCUUCGCAUUACAAGUUUUCUCUGCCACACAGAGAAAAUUUGUGAUGCAGAAACUACUCCAACAAAUGUGUACACUUUUUUCUCGUCAUAGUUAGAAGUAGAAGGACUUCUUCGGCGACAAGAGAAACCGCAGAGGGUACCGAUUCUGGCGAGUAUCAAUCAAACCCCUAUAACCUGCUCAGGUGUUACAAUCUCAAACGUUACAAUAGAAUCUAGAAUUUGUGUUACAUGAUGAGCAUGACAGACUCGCGCAGCGUUCCACCUUUUGCAGUACAAAUUUCGCCAGAUUGUAGUGCGGUUUAGGGGUCCGGAACUUGUCAUGCGCAAUCCUAUGAGAGUUGGCUAGAUCAUGCACUCUCGCAUCACAGAUUUCCAUAUUCUAUUGUAACGCUUGAGAUUGUAACACCUGAGCGGGUUAUAACCCCGAGCCCAACUUUUUCGCCGGUUUUUUCGGGCUCGCCAAAGCGUCCGCUGGCUGCCGCGACCGGGGGUCGGGAGUCUGGGAGAACAUUUUGCGGGCGGUGAACGGCGAGAAGCGGAACUUGCGAAACGAGGAUCCGGAGUGGCGUUUGAAGCUGGUACCGCCGAAGCAUUCGCUGUUUUACGAAGAGAGGGGGAAGGAGAACUCGUAUCUGGAAAUCGUAAUGAACAAGCAAGUUCCUCUACUCGAAGAUCAGGAAGAACAAGAUCGCCAAAAACAUCGUCCGGCCAUUUCUAGCAAGAACAACGACCCAGUGGUCCUCCUCUACUCGGAACCCCGACAGCAAGACAAGUACAUUCAUUCUGCCCGGUUCGGGGAGUUUUUGAUGUACAACCUCCAGAUUUGCGGCACGAUAUCAAUUGCAAAUAGGUCAUCUGGGUCCUCUGGACGAUUGGUGCAAGGUUUUUGUCAUGCAAGUUUCGCAUCACCGCACAAGGUUUGGAAUCAUGCGCCGGGUUCUAGCAUCACAAGUUUUGAGAAGUAGCCUUUUGUUUCUCGAUGUUUAUUCUGCAUGAGAGAUUUUGGGUUAUCGGGUAACCAAAAGUAAGUGGGCAUUCGCAUUUUUGCUGGUCACGCAAUACAGAUGUUUGAGUCGAGCAGACCUAGCAUAAGAAACCUUGGAGCGGUCUUGUGCAGACCCAGACGUAUUUGCAUUGAAUACACCGACAUUUUCUACAACCUGUCCUCCAACUGGCUGGUGCAAAUCGACACGCGUUCCGUCGUAUCAAAUGUAAAAAUGUCUGGGUCUGGAAGAAUCCGAAAUUUGUUAUGCUGUUUUUGCAUGACACAGAAUGUCUGUCAUGGAAGCCCAAGCAUCACAGAUUUUUAGAGGCCUUCCUGAUGCCUAGUCCGCAUGACAAAGGCUCUCCACGCGUAUGCGGCUGCGGAUGCGGCCGGGUGGUAGUUAGGAAGUGGAGCAAGUAUCCACCUAGGGGUAUUGGCAGAGGCUAAAUCUGUUCUAACGCCCAGGUAUUGGCAGAGGCUAAAUCUGUUCUAACGCCCACCCGCCAGGAGUAAAAUGGUUACUACUACUACUACUACGCGUAGCACAAACCGGACUCCUCCUGCUGGUCAUGCAAUACAGAAUUUUUUAGAGUCCAAAGUUAGCAUCACAAGUUCCAACCUUCCAGACCCAGACAUUUUUACAAUUCAUACGUCGGCGUGACUCUGCCAAAAAUCCUCUACGACCGCGUGCUAGCGCAGUUGGAUUUGGCGAACGUGUUUGAUUGCACGUCGACCACAGGUGAAAGCAGCACUCUAAAAAUAUCUGGAGCACAUAUUAAGCCAAUUUUCCCCUGCCGGAUACGCGACGGUGUGACGGCGCAGACGGGGUACCGGGAAAAUUUGAAGCAAAAUCUCCCGAUUUUGUCUUUCGCGCUGGAGGAUUUGGGCGAGGAGAGUUUUUAUCAAAUGCAAAAAUGUCUGGGUCUGGAAGAAUGCGAGUUUGUCAUGCUUGUCUGGCGUGACUCGACAAUCUGUGUUGUAUAGGGACGAAAAGGCCCCCUUACCUGUCAUGCAAAAACGCAGUUUGCCAUGCGGAAUACGUAAGACAUGGCAGCCAACAAAUUUGUCAUGCAUAGGUGCGCAUCUUUGCAGUGCGUUUAUCAUUCACUUUUAGCAUUAGACCCAGACAUAUUUGCAAUCCAUAGUUUUCUCACCUCAACACCAGCCUCGGAGCAGCUGCAGCCGUCUUCUUCUGACGACGGAAGAAAUAUCGUCGGAGAUGAAGUUGAGGUGGAUCAACAUCACCAUGAUGGCCAUAAUCAACAUCUGCUAGAUGAAUAUUACCAAACCCCCGCAACUAGAGGUACAUCAGCUGCAACUUCUUCUACCCGAUUGCAACUCCCGCUGGCUCAUUUGGUGCUCUGUGACGAAAGCAGUGCUAAAAGUGGAAGCGCUUCUCCUGCUCGUGCUAUCUCUUGCUACCUCGCGCUCAGCUGCGCGGGUGGUUGUGAAAGAAAUAAUGGGGAUCAUCUUGUUCACAGCGGAAUAAAUGACGGCUCUAGAAGAAGAAGUAAUGGAGGUGACAGCAGCAGCGGUGCAGAAGCAGAUACGCUCCAGGACAAUGACAACGAUGGGAUUCCGCAGACCGGGUCUUUUCUCUCCGACGACGGCUCUGUAUCAAUUGCAAAUGAUAUGUCUGGGUCUAGAAAGCUGUGAUGCUGUAUUGCGCAUGACUGCAACGCUUGCAGUUGCAGCCAAGCAUGACAAACUUUCGGGCCGCUUUCUGCUGCCCGACGCGCAUAUACGAGUUGCGUUAUUUUGCGUAACAAGGGAAGGAGCUGCUCACUUGCUGCUCAUGCAACACAGGUUUCCCAGGAAUGCAAGACACGCAUUACAAGUUCCACCUUUAUUGCAGACCCAGACGUAUUUGCAACGCACACUUCGACGACAGCAUCGAUUUGUCGGCGCAGCACAUCUCCUUCGGCAGUCUCGCGGUGUCCGCAUUUGAGAAGCUGGUUUUCAAGCAGAACUAUCGAAAAGAAAAAUCCCCCCUCCCCAUAUCAAAACGAAAUUUCUGAUGCUGGAUUUGUGUACACAAAUCCGAGCUGUCUUGCUGGAGAGCACUGCAGGCCCAUACCAAGUGCGAGUAGAAGCGUUUUGGCUUAAGCACUUGACAUGAAAAACGUCCGCGCUGUAGGCCCAACAGCAUGACAAACCGUCUGCACAGUGCGGCGGUUGUCUCCGCAGUUGCGUUCUUAUGCAAGACAGACACGAUUUGUGAUCACAAAUCAGCAUCACAAAUUUCCAAAAAUAUACCUUUUCAGUAUGGGAAGGGCGGAUUUUUCCUUUCAAUAAGAACCGGGUAGGGUUUAUGCUCCUUACUCGACAAGACGAAGGAACUACAUCGAGUUUCAACGACGAGAACGCGAAGACCAGUCAGUGGGGGCACACACGACCAGGCGCUGUAGUUUCAGUGGCCGAGGAGCACCACCAGGAUCUUCCACGUGGUACCAGUGGUAGUUCUCCAACCGCGUCUACCGUCGGUAUUACCCCCUCAUUCGACUUGCAGCAGGAGCAGCAGCCAACAGAAGGACCAAGAACUUUUCACAUCCCCAUCGCGGCGACGCCUUUCGCCGAUCCUCGUGGGGAACAGUCACGACCAAAAAUGGCAGUCACUCGUCGUCCGUGGCAAGAACAGGUUCAAGGCACAGGGCAACCUCCUGCUCCUGCUAGUGCUCCGACUUCCACAGGCGGUAUGCAAGAAAAUAACCGUGUAAAAAGUGUAAGUAUAGUGUAUCAUGAUGCAGAAAGUGCAAAACUGGUACACUUUUCAUGCCACGAAGUCCUCUUUUCCUGUAAGUUUUCACGUGCUAGCUGUGCAUGACAACUUUCUUUUCUGUCACGCGGAGCAAGUUUGUUAUGCUGUCCUUCCAAGACGCCUACACGGACACAUUUUUUUUCUUGGAUAAGCGGUGGUUCCAGUGGCCGCGAGGACACCGCCAGCGCGACCGUAUCAAAUGCAAAAAUGUCUGGGUCUGGAGGAUUUCUAAAUUUGUCAUGCAUAUUUUGCAUGGCCCAUGGUGUCUGUGAUGCAUGCCGUAGCAUCACAGUUUUUUAGAGCGCUUUGUGAUACCUCUACCGCAUGAGAAAUGCCCUCUCCGCGUAGCACAAACUGCAGUCCUCUUGCUGGUCAUGCAAUACAAAUUUUUUUAGAAUCCAGAGACAGCAUCACAGGUGUAGAAUGUUCCAGACCCAGACAUAUUUGCAUUUGAUAGGUCGAAGAUCCCUACAAAAGCCUCUUCGAUCGGCUGUUUGGAACGAGCGGGAUUAGUAAAAGUUCCGCAGACCAUGACCAGGCACCGAGCGACAGCUUCUCCUCCGGAAGGAGCCAAAAUGCUGGCUUUAGAAGUAGUACCAAUUACGCCAGCGACGGCGCUUUGGACGAGGAAGAGCCUGUACUAGGUAUCAAACAAAAAAGUGUUAGCCUUAGCGGUUUGGGUUUUCACAAAUGGCAGUCAUGCAUAAUAAAAAUUUUGCCUUCCAUGCAUGCUACGCAAUACAACUUUGGGCACCUUUUCUGAUGCGUUACUGCAUCACCAAUUCCGUUAACGUUAACACUUUUUCUUGUGAUACUAGGACUCGGGCCGCAGCUCUCGUCGAACGUCAACACCCUUGGGCGGCGGAGAACGAAUAGGAGGGACGAAGAGGGCCUGCAUCAAACUUCUAGUAGACUAGCCACUGAUGAUCAUAUGCAAUUACAGAAAUCUUCCGUACAUCUACAUGUACAAAAUGCAUCACAAAUUUCACCAACUUAGAAGAAGCAACUUGUCACGCUGAAAGGGUUAUUUCAAUGAAAAGUUUGGGAUGCAGGAGCUCGAUUUGUACUUAGUUGUACGUGUACAGGAAAUUUACUGUGGAUAGACCAUACUACGGAAGAAGAAGAUGCAAGAAUACAACGCUCGCUGUCGCAGUUGCGCAACGAUGAUUUUGCAACGCUCUUUCCCAAACACCUAAACGACUACGGGCUGAGCUCUUGGCGGGUGCUGGUGGUGCAGUAUGCUGGCACUGAAAAAGACAGGCAAGAAGGGGGUUUUGUAAAAUGCAAAAAGAAAGACCACUAAGACUACGCGACAGCAAAUCAAAAUCGAUCUUGCGUAUACUAAAAAAUGGCAUGCUGAUGAGAGAUUUUUCUGUUAUAUUGUUUUUGCAUUGCAAAAACUUCAAUGUCCUGCCUGCUUUUUUCUGUGCGAUACACAGAAGCUGUUCGGGUUUUUUCUCGAGAGAAGAAAUAGCAGCCACCGGCGCCUGCAGCUCGGAGUGUCGGACCACCGGGUGCGACAUUAUGAUCAUGGGAUGAUCAACUUCGCAGACCGCGGCCGUAGAAGCGAUCGCACUACUUCGUCUAGGGUUCCGUCCUUUAUACCCCUCGCGGCCGGCCCCGAGAUCGACUUCAGGAAUCCUAUGGAAAGCCUGCAGAAGAUGCUGGCGCAGCUGAGUCGGCGGGGCGACGUCGAGCCGGAAUCCACAAUAAGUGCGGGGCAGGGCCAAGGCAAUGCUAGUCCACCCUCGCCAGAGGUGGUGGACGGGGCUAGAACAACAGUGUUGCCGUCACAGAAAGACGACGACGACGAGGAUGAUGCUGCGAGAGAAACAGAACUCGUCUCGUCCCACGACCCGCCUGUGCUCUACUACACGCGGGGGCACAAAAUGAUCGUGCGAGAGAGCACGAAAUUCUGCAGCGCGACGGUUCACUGUGCCGAGGCGCCAAACGGCGUAUCAACUGCAAAUGUCCCUGGACGUCUGGAAGAGUGUAAGCUUGUCACGCAGGUGUUCCAUGACCCAUGAGGUCUGGAAUCAUGCGGGACCUAGCAUGACAGACUCUGAUGUGAGGUCUCUGUCAUGCCAAUCCUGCAUGGGAAACGCCCUCCCAACUUGGUCGAAAGUGGACAGCUUUUGGUACUUUUGCAACACAAAUUGAAAUUUUUGCAUGAUUCGGAUUUAGCAUAACAAGUUACAACCUUCCAGACCCGGACUACAUAUUUGCAAUGCAUACGGCGACGAAAUCUACGACGCGACGUUAAAUCGGUGCGUUCUAUUGCAAGAAAAAAACUGUGUAAGUGUAACUUUGUGUUGCAGACGAUGCAAGACACUUAGACCUGUCAUGCUGGAGAUGCAUCAGAGGCUCUCUUCGUACGUGUUUUCACGUGCUAGUUACGCAUGACAUGUCAUGCAGAGCAAACUUGUGAUGCUAUUCCUCCAAGAAAGUACACACUUACACUGUUUUUUUCUUGCAUACUUUCCAAUGCCUAUGGAUUGCAAAUGUGUCUGGGUCCACCUCUGGAGUAAACUUGUGUUGCUCGCGCUUGCAUUGCAGAGUAGCCACUUGUACGGCAUACGAGCAUGGGAAAUCAGUAUGCUGGGGCUCACGGCAGAUUCAUUCCUAACACGGAUGGGAAACUGGCGCCCAGCAGCACAACAAAGAUGUAGAAGAAGAACUUGCUCACUCGUACUCAGGCACUACUACAGAUCUUGUUGUCCAUCUCUAGAAUUGGAAUUCGCAUCAGAGCUCCAGACCCAAAUAUAUUUGCAGUGCAUGAUGCCCUGCGCGCAGUUGUACUUCUUCGCGACAUUCAACGGUGACACGAAGCGCUGCGAGGUACGGGGCAGUGUGUACGUGGUGCUCGGGGUGUCACUUUUUUUGCUCGUUGCGUUUGAGCUGUUUGGCUACUUCGGAAUUUACCGAAAAAGGGUUCUGGGGCACAGGAGCAUUGUGAAUCAACAUGGGAGAUAAGUUUACUAGGGAGGCGGCUUUUUUUCUUUGUGCUUUGUGAACACGACUGUAAUAUGCUCUUCUGAUCAUGAGGAACGAGAAAAUCGCCUAGGUACCGAAUUUUUCUUUCUUUGAAUGUGCAACAUCCUGUGAAUCUGUAUCUACUAAACUCAGGCUGGCUACUGUAGUUGCAACUGGUUAUCUGGAAGAGACGCGACGGAAGUCGGAGCGAGAAGAA